Paramecium pentaurelia is the source of this 2039-nucleotide messenger RNA. The record is from the annotation of a GenBank genome assembly. NCBI's taxonomy places the organism in Eukaryota, Ciliophora, Oligohymenophorea, Peniculida, Parameciidae.
AUGAGCAAUUAUGAUUCACCUUCUCCACUUUAACCUAUCUUGAAUUUUAAUGAUGAAGAUGAUGCUAUGGAUCAUUUAGUAAAGGAAUACUAGAGUCAAGGAAUAAGUGAUUUAUCAAUAACAAAAUAUAAAUAUUUAGUAUAAAGAGGAUCAUAGAUGGUAAAAUGUUUGAAUAAUAUAUAUAGAUUCAUCCACCAUUGCCUAUAUAAAAUAAUAAAAGUAAAUUGAGUAAAUUUGUAAGUUCAUAAGAAUUACUUUAAGUAGAUAAAACAUUAGUUGAUAAAUUAGAAAAAGAUUAAAAAUGGUAACCAUAUAGAGACAGACUCUUUAAAAAUAAUUCUUAACAUAGUUUAAGGAGUUUAAAUGAUAAAAGUUCUAGUAAAAUAUAUACAGGAUAUGGUCCUUUAGAUGAAAUUGCAUUCUAAUUAGGACAUAAUAAAGCAUAAAUAAAACAUUAGAAUGAGUAACUGUAAUCAUUAAUUGAAUAAUAUUCGAUAAGUAAGAGUCAAUCAGUUGGAAGAUUACCUAGGAUUAAAUGUUAUCCAUCUAGAUUAAAUGAUGAUGGUUAGUUAUAAAAUAAGAAUUAACCAAAAGUAAUAGAAGUAAUUUAAGAUGCUUCAAUACCAAAUUAUUCUUUGAAUUGGGUUGAAAAAUUUUAUGGAAAAUGGAGACCUGCUAUGAGAGAAGGAGCAACAUUGAGUGUAAUUUAAAAUAAGUUUUAUUUAUAUGGUGGAAUUAGUGCAACUCCAUUUAAUGAUAUGAAUGUUUGGAAUGGAAAUGAAUGGUCUUAAAUUGAAAUAAUAGAUAAACCUCCAUUUGGAAGAACUAAUCAUAUAGCUGGAGUAUAUAGAAGGUCUAUAUUUUAUUUUGGUGGAGAAAAGCCAUAUGAUAAUGCAUAGAAAAUUAGAGAAAGUUUGAAUGAUUUUAGAGUUUUCAAUACAGAAACUAAUGAGUUUAAAAUUGUUAGAACAAGUGGAGAAGGAGUAGAAGUAAGAAGAGGAUAGUCUAGUACAUUUGUAGGGAAACAUAUGUUUAUUAUGGGAGGCAUAAAUACUAAAGGAAAGUAUUUAUCAGAUGCCUUUCAUUUUGAUGUCACAACAGCCAAAUAAGCUCCUGCUAAUAUUGAUACUUGCAAUUAUUUUUAGAAUGGAAUAGCAUUUCAUACUUUAGUUUCUGUUUAUAAUAACAACAGAUUAAUAUAACUUUAUAAAUCUAAUUUAGAUCCAGAAGAUUUGAAGGAUAUGAAAUAAAAAGUUGAAGGAAUAUAUUUAUUUGGAGGUGAAAAUAAAUAAGGUUAAUUAUAUUCUGGUUUCUAUUUAUUAAAUACAUAUCAAAGACCUAUGUAUUGGACUGAAGUUAAAGCUAAAGGUGUUCCUCCAUGUGCUAGAUAUAAACAUACAUGUAAUUAUUUUGAAAAGUAAUAAAUGAUUGUUAUCUUUGGUGGAAUUAAUAUUGAUUCAAUAUUCUUAAAUGAUUGUCACAUAUUCAAAGUCGAUUCUUAAACAUGGUGUAAUAUUUAAAUGGACUAUAGAGAUGGUAGAGCAGGUCAUUGUGCUGCUUAAGAUGAAAAUAGAUUAUUAAUAUUUGGAGGUUAUAAUGAAAAUGGUUUUGUUAAAGCUGACAUUAUGUGGUUAGAACUUGAUUCAAGUAUUCAAAUUAAAACAUAGAGAGAAAAACUAUCUAAUAUGGAUACUACAAAACAUGAAAAAAUGAAAGAGAAAUAAAAAGUAUAAGAUGAAUAAGAUAGAUUACUAAAACUUAGAGAAUAGAUUGAAUUAUUAUCAUUUAAAGGUAUAAAAUCAUUUGCUCCUAUGCCAUUAAUUAAAUAAAGAUCUAGAACCAGUUUAUGGAAAACUGUUCAAUCCAAAAAGUAAUAAAUGUUGCAAUUAAAAAUGAUUGAAGAAACCUAACAUCUUAUGAAAGAUUUUAAUAAUGAAUCAGCCUAAAGAAAUGAAGAAAAAUAAUAAGAAUAAUCAACCCCUAUAGUCAAUUAAUUAGAUCUUAAAAGAUUAAGUAAAAACUUUCGAUCAACUAAUUGA